UAUAUCAAAAGUCACAUAACACAUUUAAAUAAUGUUUCAAAAACUUUCCAUCAUGAUCUUCUUUCUGUACUUCGCUCAAACGUUGGCGGAAGACUCAAAGCAAAAAGAAUUUCGAAGCAACGCCGAGAAGUACCUUUUCAUUUUCGGCUGCAUCAUACUGGUGACCAAGACUCGUCACUUCAUCAUAAACACCGGAAUCCCUGUCCCUUACUCCGCCGUCUGUAUGAUUUGCGGCGUACUGUGGGGAGUCGGAACUUGGUAUAGCCCCUUCAUGACCAAUAUCGCUUCAGUUUCGAAUAUUAUCAUCAAUGAACUUGAUGUCAUCUUUCUUCCGGCGAUGGUUUUCAGCAUUGCCAUCUGCAUGGAUAUCCACACCUUUCUUUAUUCUCUUCCACAAAUUUUAGUUAUCGCUUUCCCAGUUGCCAUUCUUGCGAGCGUCAUGUUUGGAAUACUGAUGCGCUUGGUGAUCGACCGGAGCUGGUCAGUGGCUGAUAGUCUGUACUUCGGGGCGUUAACACAAGCUAUCUACCCUACAGAAAUGCUCCGGUUAUUGAAAGAAUCUGGACAUCGCACAAAAUACGUCUCGAUUUUGCUCGAAGGAGAAACACUUCUAUCGGUUUCAAUCGCUGUAGCAUUCACACAAAUUUUAGGGUUGCAUAUUGGUGGAUGGAUUGCCCACUGGUACCAAUGGAUGAUGGGGUUGGUGCGAACUCUCGUCGUUGCUUUGCCGUUAGGUUGCCUCUUUGGAGUUUUCGGAAUUUUUCUCAUGAAACUAUCGUAUACCGACACUCCUGGACUUUUAAUGGUAACAGUAUCAAUGUGUUAUAUGAGUUAUUUCGUCGUUCAUUGGAUCACAAAUGCUGGAAUUCCUGCCUGUACCAUUUGCGGAAUUUUCAUGGGGAGAGCCCGUGCAACUCUUUCGAAAGAGAGGGAAGAAUCAAUUAUUGAUUUCUGGAAAAUGGUUGUUACCAUAAUGUGCGGAAUUCUUUUUGUUGUGGCUGGAGUAAUUGCACCGAUUAUUUUACGAUACGACACACAAUUGAAAGAUUAUAUCCUAGUCUUAGUCACUUAUCUCAUGGCGAAUGUGACACGAUUUCUUAGUUUUUUCUUGUUUUCGCCGAUUUUAUCAAGGACUGGUUACGGCUUGUCAUUCCAAAAUAUGGUGAUUUGUGUUUGGGGAGGUUUAAAAAACCCUCUAAUCUUAAAUUUAGCAGUAGACUUGACUAUGAAAGUUUAUCUAGAUAAUGCACACCAAAGACAAAUUCUUUACUUACAUGUCGUCGGUCUGUAUUUGUUGAUGCUUUUCAUUAAUGCUACUUUUAUACCAGUUCUGUUAAGAUCUUUAGGAUUAAUGGAACUGUCCCUCUCCAGAAGAAUUAACAUGAACAACUGCUUGAAAUUUAUAAAUGAAGCAAGAUCACGGACCAUUGCCAUCCUAAAAAUGGAUAGGUUCCUUUCGGACGCGAAUUGGCCACUGGUAUCCGAAUGCACGACUUUAGAACAUCCCUACAGAAAAAAAACUUCAACUGAAGCGGAACAAGAAGAAGAAGAAGAAGACGAGUAUCUCCUAUCCUACAAAUUCACAUUUUGUCCAGAUUGUCAAAAAGAGGUACCAAAUGAACCCUCUCCUAAAGAAAUGAAAGACAUGAUGAAAGAAGCCAAACUCAGAAUUCUCAAACUAAAGAAAACAGCCUAUUCGAGACAAUACGAAAAUGGAAUGAUUUCAAGACAUGCGAUUCGAACCAUGCAUCAAGCAGUAGAAAUCGCUAUGGAUAGCCAAGAAGCGACGAUCGAACUCGAUGGCCUUUACAAACUGUUCGAAAAAGAGGCUUUCUUCUUUAGAUUUCUUCGAAAUCAUCUCCAGAAGAUCCUCAAAAACAAGGGUGACCAACUUAAACCGCCACGAUUGGAAUGGCGCUUGUGGUGUUAUCGCAUUGUUACCCAUGUUGCCUUUACCAUUUUUAUAAACAUGGUCGUUUUAAUUCAGACGAUAUUCAUCAUAUAUUAUUUUGCCACUAAAGUGGAAAAACAUCAUGUAAUGUAUAUUGUGAUAGUCAAUGCUGAUAUUUUCUUUUUCAUUAUGUACUUAACUGAAUUCUUAUUCAAAAUCUUUGCCUAUUCGUGGAUUUUGGUUUGCAGGCAUGGAUUUCGAACUUACUUCAGAUCGUGUUGUAACGUCUUAGAAUUUAUAAUUUUAAUUGCUGUAUUUGCUCUAAUUAUCUUUCAUGGUGUAAUAAACUUAACUAGAGCCAAUAUGUGCUAUUAUGUUGAUUUAGCAGUUUGCAUUCUUCUCGGAUUAAGAUUAUUGAGGGUUUUGAAACUUGUUAACUAUUUGGCUUUUUGUCGAAGACUGCCUGUUGCCUUGACUAAAUAUUUGGAUGCUAAAGUCGACAAACAUAGGGCUUUAGCUUUUGAAUUGGGAAAAUGUUACAUUACUGGGGAAGAAGAGAUAUUAGAGAACCUUCACCAAAUCGUCGAUAAUGACAAAAUUAGAGAAAGUAUACGAGAAGGAAUCGAAAAUGAUCGUCUUGCCAUAACCAAAAGAUUAGGCUUGGCCCAAAAAGAAUCACCAUGGGUUACCACGACUGUCAAAACACGACUGGCCAUGAGAACAGUCUUAAAUAGUUUGAAGGACGAUAUUUACGAGUUGAAACUUUCUGGUUGGGUUGACGAUCUUGAAUAUGACAAACUUUUGAAAUCCCUAUCGAAAAGAUAUAAAUAUGUUGAUGCAGUGAAACUGAUUCCACCUCCGACAAGUAAAGCUGUUUUUAAGGAAAUUUCUUAUAUGGGAGACGAACCCGAGUUGAUUGAAUUUUUGUACACAAAUCUGUCUACAAAAAAAUUUGAUCCAGGUGAAGUAGUAGUUAAAGAAGGAGAAAAUCUGGAGGGAAUCUACAUUCUGAUCUCGGGGAUGAUGAUGGUGUCUUAUACACCACAUCCCUUAAUUCUUGACAAUUUGAAAGAAAAAGGAUCCAUACCUGUUGUGGAUCACAUAUGUUCACUUACGUACGACGAACCAAUGAGUGAAUAUAUUGUCCCAGGAAAUAGUAUAGGCGAACUCUCAAUACUAUCUGGGAGGGGUUACGAUGGUAAAAUCAUCUCAGAAACACACAGCCAAGUCUACGUUUUGUAUAAACCAAUAAUAAAAACCGCGAUGGAAAUGGACGACGAUCCUGUCAAUGGACUCGAAAGCCGAAUUUGGAAAUACAUCAGUUUUAAGAGAGCGUUGACUGUCAUGAUGAACGUACCUUCAUUCCGGUCUUUAACACAACAAAAUCUAAAAUACACACUCGAACGUUCAUUUAUACCGAACCUUUCAAAUUAUAAAGUUUUCGUUAUAAAUGAAAUGAUGGAAGAUAUUAUCCUCAUAGAAGGUCUUGUUGUUGAUUUUAAUACGAGGGACGUAUAUGCGGCUCCGUGUUAUAUUCCAAGAGCAUGUCAGAGACUCAUAUUGCCGAGAAGUAGUUUUGCAAAUUUUGACGUAAUAAUAGAAACGAAACUUUUGAUAAUUCCCGCCAAAGAUUUCGAUGAAUAUGAGAUAAUGAUCCAUGAAGAAAAAACUUGUGAACUGGUAAGCAAUGAAACAAGUAAAUGUUUGCAACAUUUAAUUCAAACAAAAGCGUCUCUGAGUGCAAGAGUUGCUAAACACAAAAAGAGUGGAGUACCAAGUCUUACUAAAAAUAUUAGACGAAAAAUGGCAGGAGGGAUUGAUUCAACUAAGAGCAAAAUGAUUUUCAUGGCGUCUAAGUCGAGAAUGUCGACCAGUUCAGGGCCUAAUUAAUUUGUUGUUGUGUUUUUUUACUAAUAGAAGAAUUUUUGCUCAAAUUCGAAAUCACAUGAUUUUUUAUUCAUAAUCAUAAAGCAAAAUGUAAUAAAAUUACCUUGCAUGUGAAAAGUUGGAAAAUAUGAUAUUUCAAACACUGAUAUGAAAUGUUAUAGUUCAGGUUAGAAAGUGGUGACUUAUCAGGUUUCGGGUUGGGAAGUACCUAACCAUUUCCCAACCUAUGUUUUUUUAAUUUUCUGUUGCUCGUUCAGGAAUUUCCGUUCAGGAGGAGUAUGUACAACGGUGAGCAUUCAAUUUUGCCUUUAUCGGCUAGGUUUUUGCCAAGCAGAUGACAAAAAUAUGUCUCUCGAGCAAAAAAUUCAGUAUGAAUUAGAUAGACCACUUAAGUACAUUUUUUUGUUUGGUAUUAUCUUCUCCGUGUCCAUAAUUCGCUUCCUUGUGAAAAUUGGUGGAAUUCCUAUUCCUUAUUACCUCUUUAGCAUACUUAUUGGCAUUUUAUGGGGAAUUGGUUCAUUGCACAGCGAUUUUAUGCAAAGAAUGUCGAGUGUUGCCCAAGUACCGAUCCAUCACAUCAAAGACGUUUAUUUGCCAGCUAUUAUCUUCACUACUGCUUUUUGUAUUGAUGUUCAUGCAUUUUGGAGAUCUUUGAUGCAACUAUUCAUAAUAUCUGGACCAGGUUUGCUUCUUAGCGCUUGCAUGUGUGGCAUGUUGAUGCGAUUAGUGAUCGAUACUAAAUGGGGAUACAUAGAUGGACUGAUUUUUGGCGGUCUGAAUUGCGCAGUGUAUCCUUUAUACAUUCUCACAUAUUUGAAGGAAUCAAACAUCCAGAGCCAUCAUGUGACAGUCUUGCUCCAAGGAGAAACUCUCUUUUCAUCAAUAAUCACUGUUACGUUAUAUGAUUUUUUAACGGCUAAUCGUGAAGGAUGGGUUAUAUACUGGUACCAGUUUGUAUGUUCACUCAUAAGAUUGUUGUUUUUUGCGAUACCAAUCGGUUACUUUUUUGGAUGGCUAGGUGUUAUUUUGAUGAGAUUUUCUAACAAUAAUACUGUCAAACUUAUGCUACUUACAUUGUCAAUUGCAUACUCAAGUUUCUACUUUACGCGAUGGAUUUGUUUUGGUGGAACUAUCGCAACCACGAUAGUAGGAAUUCUCAUGAGUAAAGAACGAAUGUCUCUUUCAAAAGAAAU
Molecule: messenger RNA, 4971 nt
Organism: Tribolium madens (black flour beetle)
Lineage: Eukaryota; Metazoa; Arthropoda; Insecta; Coleoptera; Tenebrionidae
Product: sodium/hydrogen exchanger 10-like
Exons: 14
Coding region: 32-3781 (1249 amino acids)
Biological process (GO): proton transmembrane transport
Cellular component (GO): membrane
Molecular function (GO): sodium:proton antiporter activity
Source: RefSeq, a predicted model, not a curated record